AUGUUAUGGGUUGAGGCGUUUGAAGACAAAAACAAUCCCGAAGCAGCCAAAAUAAAAGCUGACGUAUGUGAUAGGAUCACGAAAGCAGUGACUUCCCUUGAAAAUAUCACACAAAAUGAGGUGAAUUGCACGAUGGUAUAUCUACGCGGUUACCCUAAUCAAGCGCUUUUGAAUAUUUCGUUUACUGAAAUCCCCCAAACGGUGAACGGCAGCGAAUGGGCAAAACAAAUAAGUGAAUUGUUUGACAACGUAACGGAGAAGACUAAAGAUCAAAAAGGACCUGUUGCAGGCAAAGUACAGCUACAAACUUUUCCAUUUUCUGUAUCAGUCUUUGAAAAUGGCCAUUUCAGUGGAUGGCCCAAUGCCUAUGAUAGCAACUGGGUAGUAGAAACGAUCCGAAACACCCUUUGUUUUGAAAUCACCAAUUUAGCACAGGAAGAUAAACUCAUGCGCAAGUUUCCGAUGCAAUGCGUUUUGCUUCGUCCAAAUCAUGAUCAGUCUUCGGCAUGCUUCCGUGCACAAUUCCAAAGUGAAAACGCUUUGGAUCAAGAGAAAGUCAUUGAGGAGUUCGAACGAACAAAUGCUAACGAAGGAGCUACUUACGAUAUAAUUGCGUCGCAGUACCGCUUCGCACCUUCGUUAGACAAGGAAAAUUCACAGAAUAUCGACCGGCAAGACGCAGAUAAUUCUGUCCAGUUACCAAAGAAAGAACAUGGAACUUCGACCAGCAAUCAGGAAGAUAAGUAUGUAUCAAUGCAAAUGGUACUUAACAUGCAACAGAAAGGAGCACAAUUGGCACAAAGUUAUAAAGUCUUUUACUUUUCUGCAAUGUUCAUUACAAAUAAACUGCUUACGCCGCUUGCAUUUUUGCUUGCUUCGUUCCGAGAAAUCCAUCGAUUUCCACCACGUAAGCUGAUAUGGGUAACAUGGUCCCUGCAGGAAUGCGUAACAACAGAAUAUCGUGUAUACAAAAAAUCCAAGGAUUUUGAAACCGGAUGGCUAGUUCGUAGGUGCAUUUGGCAGUUAAGAAUGGAGUUAACUGGCGAUUCCGUAUAA
Molecule: messenger RNA, 1056 nt
Organism: Dicrocoelium dendriticum
Lineage: Eukaryota; Metazoa; Platyhelminthes; Trematoda; Plagiorchiida; Dicrocoeliidae
Source: the annotation of a GenBank genome assembly